Molecule: messenger RNA, 807 nt
Organism: Pyrenophora tritici-repentis Pt-1C-BFP
Lineage: Eukaryota; Fungi; Ascomycota; Dothideomycetes; Pleosporales; Pleosporaceae
Source: RefSeq, a predicted model, not a curated record
AUGGCAAAGCUAUCGCUCGAGGACUUUGAUAAACACAUCGAGAAUCUGCGCGCGCAAUUGUCGUUUCUCAAUGAAACUCUUGAUGGGACCGACCACAAUGCACCCGACUGGCUCGCCACCGACCUCAUAUCGCUACGCAACAAGUCUGGCCGAUUGCACGACGACAUGAAGAGAUUCAGGGAUCAGCUUGAGAGCGAGGGUCUGGCGGAGAAGAAGACCAAGACGUCGCAUAAACGACUCAGUAUCGAGGGCGCAAAAGCUACUGCGCCGACACCGAAAGCACAGAAUCCAACACCCAACCUACAAGCCAUAUCACCUGCCGUAGACCAGUCGCCUGCACCACGCGCAAAGGGGGCACCCGAAAACGCAUACGUGGUUCCACACGUCGACGUCACAGAGGAAGUGAACAGACGGUUACAGAUGAGCCGCCUAAGGCGCUUGAUGGAGACUCCUAGUACUGCCCAGAAGCGAAAGUUCGAUACGUAUGAAGAGGAGCCAAGAUCAGAGGGAGCCGCGGGAGCAGACGAAGGCUUGGGAGGUGCGCAUAGCGGUAGUGAGCGCGACAGGACACCUACCAAACGUCUGAAAAGUAGUGGAACAUUCGAACAUGCGGGAAAGAGGAAGGAGAGUAGCGAAGUCAGACGGCACAGUGAUCGAUUUGAAGACAGGACAGAUGUGAAAAGACGAAGGUUUCAACGAUGAUGAACGGUCAGUAUAUGCAAUGUACUAUAUGGGGCCAGUCUGGCUUUAAGGACCAUUGUCGAGCAGAAAUGCUUCUACAAUGUACAUUUUCGCGGCUUCAGUUCA